CUUAUAUUUUCCUUUCUUCUCUACGGUUCGACCCCAAAUCUGUUUCCAGAACCAGAGGGUAUAGAUAUGGAAGUCCCUGAGAAAUUCAAAGAAAUGAUGGAGAAUGAAUCUGAUGAAGACGAUGAAUUGGAGAAGAUCUGUGAAGCUUUUAUAUGUUGUGUUUGUCGCGUUCUGCUUCUUUUCUGCAGAGAUCUCCUUUACAAGCCUGUUGUUUUAGCUUGUGGCCAUAUCUCGUGUUUCUGGUGUAUUCACAAGUCCAUGAGUGGCCUGCACAAGUCCCGUUGUCCAAUAUGUAGGAAUCAAUAUUAUCAUUUCCCAUAUAUAUGUCAGAAGCUUCACUUGCUGCUCUUGAAAAUGUAUCCUAGUGCCUAUAAGAGAAGGGAAAACCAAACUUUAGAAGAGGAGAAGGAUAUGGGCUACUUCUCCCCGCAAAUCGGUGCUCCUGAAUACCAGUUACAACCUGAACCAAAGAUAAUUAAGCCAUCCAAUGCUUCAGUGCCCUGCUUUUCUGAAACGGACUCAUCACUCAAUCCAUGUUCUGUCAGAGCAGGGGAGACUCUGGACAGUAUGGAGCAUGUACACUCUGGUUCAGUUCAUCAGGAUAUUGGCUUGGGAAAUCUGCUAGAAAGCAGAAAAGAUACCGCAGCAACUAGUGCCCCCAUUGCUGAAGAUAGAAACUCAAACCAGAUACAUCGCAGUGGAACUUGCAAGCAGGCCUCAGUUGAUGAUGUGUUGUGUGAUUCCUGUAACCACAUGCUUUUCCGCCCUAUAGUUCUUAACUGUGGGCAUGCAUUUUGUAUCUGCUGCAUUGUCCCCCAAACGAGUGAGAUGCUCAAGUGUCAAGUUUGUCAAAGUCCGCAUCCAGGUGAUAUACCAAAAGUAUGCUUGGAGUUUGAUCAUUUUCUGGAGGAACAAUUUCCCAAAGAAUAUGGGUUGAAAAGAGAAGCUUUACAGAUGAAGCACGAGCAGUUCCUGAGCAAGUCUCCAAGUACAUGUUCGUCAGAAGCUGGUAAGGAAAGUUUCCAUUUUUCAUUUUCUUCAGGAGAGGAUCCUUUGCCCUGGUGGAAUGCGAGCUCAAAAGUCCAUAUCGGAGUUGGUUGUGAUGCAUGUGGGAUGUAUCCUAUAAUUGGUGAUAGAUACAGGUGCAAAGAUUGUGUGGAGCAAAUAGGCUACGACCUAUGUAAAGAUUGCUAUAGUACCCGUUCUAAGCUUCCUGGCCGGUUUAAUCAGCAGCACACCUCGGAGCACAAGUUUGAAAUUGUGAAAUCAAAUGCAAUGCAUAAUAUUAUGUUAAGACUUCUAAGGGGACAAUUACAAGAAGUUUCUGCUGUCUCUGAUGCCCUGCACGACACCUCAGCCAGUGCGAUCCCUUCAUCCGAUAAUACCAAUGAAGAUGAAGAAAAUGUUGCUGAUGCUACUCGUCCCUCAUCUGAGACAGAACCAAAUGAGAGCGAAAAUCAGCGGUUGGCAUGAUAAGUUACAAUUCAUGGAUCUGCUAUUGGAUAACUGGCACAGGUGAUGAAAAAUGUGCUAGGGUUCUGCCAUUCGCCAGCCUUGCACUUUCUAGAGCUCAAGUGUUCCGAUAAUUGGCCCGCCGUCAGGUCUUCCGGACUUUAAAAAGAGGUAUUCAUUCGUCGAUAAAUGGAUCAACCCAGUUCAGAAACGAAUAUAUGUAAAGCAGACUACAGUUUCUGUGUCUCAUACUGCUAUAAAAGCGGUGUUCCAAUUCUUUCAAUUUGCCUGUAAAUUAUGUAUCAUUGAAUCACUAAACCAUUCUGAAUCUCCACUUGAUAUUACUCCUAUGUGAAGUAAUAAGUGCUGAUAAUUUGUAGUUACAUUGAAAUCAUGACUAAGUAUAGAUAUUUUUCCUUGGAACUUCCCUCAA
Molecule: messenger RNA, 1885 nt
Organism: Sesamum indicum (sesame)
Lineage: Eukaryota; Viridiplantae; Streptophyta; Magnoliopsida; Lamiales; Pedaliaceae
Gene: PRT1
Product: proteolysis 1
Biological process (GO): proteasome-mediated ubiquitin-dependent protein catabolic process
Molecular function (GO): zinc ion binding; ubiquitin protein ligase activity
Source: RefSeq, a predicted model, not a curated record